Molecule: messenger RNA, 702 nt
Organism: Cantharellus anzutake
Lineage: Eukaryota; Fungi; Basidiomycota; Agaricomycetes; Cantharellales; Hydnaceae
Product: Calcipressin-domain-containing protein
Exons: 3
Coding region: 1-702 (233 amino acids)
Biological process (GO): calcium-mediated signaling
Cellular component (GO): nucleus; cytoplasm
Molecular function (GO): nucleic acid binding; calcium-dependent protein serine/threonine phosphatase regulator activity
Source: RefSeq, a predicted model, not a curated record
AUGCCUAAGCGUCAGCAUGAACCCACCAACACUCUCAUCAUCACAUCGCUGCCUCAACCUUUUUUCCAUCCUUCUGUGCUCGAUCCGCUCCGGGACUACUUUGAGACCUAUGGUCCCUUGCACUCUUGGGCCCCCAUAAAAGGUUUCGGACGAGUCAUUGCAGUCUUCCACAAUACGGAUGAUGCCGAGCGAUUAAGGCACGAUUGCGACGGACUUCGGGUUGGGGAUGGGGAAUCAACGCUAAAGACUCUCAGAAUAUAUCGCGGCGAUUUUACACCCACCUCUCCAACAAGACCAGAAUUCUUCCAUCUCCAAGUUCCAUCUAAUCCUCGGAAUCAGCUUAUCUCCCCUCCUGGAUCGCCUCCGAUUGGUUGGGAACAAAUCGUGGAAGAACCUCCGAACACCGCGACACUGGCAGCGGACCUAAUCGCUGCUCUAAAUAGACUUCAACUGAGCCACGGAAACGGUACCCGACGCACCGCAGAUGGGAAAGAGGUCCUCCUAGGGCUAGGGCCAGAUGAUGCGGCUGGAUAUACCAUUCUUCUCGAUGACACACAUGCGCCAACCUCCCCUUCCUUCGAAAUCGAAAUCGAUGAGGAUAUGGCAGAGCCACUUCAGGAAGAGGAAGGCAGAGAUUCAAUGAAAGCCAAGCUGUUGGGCGGAUAUCGCAGGUCAAGGCGACUGCUGCCAGUAUGGGACUAG